Messenger RNA from Misgurnus anguillicaudatus (oriental weatherfish), 2759 nucleotides. RefSeq names its product syntaxin-10. Gene Ontology annotation, cellular component: membrane. The record is from RefSeq and is a predicted model, not a curated record. Lineage: Eukaryota; Metazoa; Chordata; Actinopteri; Cypriniformes; Cobitidae. Gene Ontology annotation, biological process: Golgi vesicle transport.
GCUUAUUUUGUAAAGACUUUUAUUUUGAAAGCUCACGCUUUCGUCGCUUUUAUAUGGUAUGUCUUGCCGCUAACUUCACGUAGCUCCCACAAGAGAGGGGCUAAAAUGUCGAUGGAAGAUCCGUUUUUCGUGGUUAAAGGUGAGGUCCAGAAGGCCCUGUCCAAAGCACAGGGGCUGUAUGAACGCUGGGAGGAGCUGCUCCAGGAGGAGACGCCUGUUAGUAGAGAUGAACUGGACUGGAGCACCAAUGAACUGCGUAACUGCCUGAGGGCCAUCGACUGGGACCUGGAGGACCUACAUGAAACCAUCAGUAUUGUGGAGGCAAAUCCUGGCAAGUUUCGUUUAGGCGAACAUGAGCUACAGGAGAGGAAAGACUUUGUGGUGCGAACGCAUAAAUCUGUCCAGAUGAUGAAAGAUCAGCUCGCGAGUCCUUCAGCUGUUGCACAGGCAGAAAGGAAAAACAAACAGGCUCUGCUGGGAACCACGGUGAAGGAUCGCUACGCCGGUCUGGAACCUCAUCUGGUGUCUGGAAACUCCAGAUACAUUCAAGAGCAACAGGAACAGCAGCAGUUGAUCAUACAGGACCAGGAUGAACAUUUAGAGCUGGUGUCCGGCAGUAUUCGUGUCCUAAAGGACAUGUCCAGUAAGAUAGGGGAUGAGCUGGAUGAGCAGUCAGUUAUGCUUGGUGAAUUUAGUGAGGAAAUGGACCAGACCAGUUCUAGAAUGGACUCGGUGUUGAAGAAAAUGGAAAAGGUUUCACACAUGACCAGCAGUCGGAGGCAGUGGUGUGCUAUUGGAGUUCUUGUAAUCAUUCUGAUUGUGGUGCUCAUCCUGUUAUUCGCAAUUUAAACUAGACUUUGUUCCAGUUUGGCCCACUUCAAAUGCCAGAAGCCCCCUGGGCUUGUGGAGGAAGAAAACAAGGACUUGUCCACAUUUGCUUCUGUUUAUCUUUGUGAGAAAGAGAACCGUUAUUUUUUUAUAUUCCUCCCUGACCUUUACAUUUUCAUCUACUGUAUAACCCAAAUAUCUGUUUCUGUCUCUCACAGUUUCUUUCACUGUUUUUGAAUUAGACUCCUUGUUCUCUGCAAGAUGUAGUCCAGAACUUCACAGGUGCUGAGAUGGAAGUUAACAGUUGUUAUAUUUCUCACUUCUUAGAUUUUAUUGUGGUACAAAGCCAAAGUCAAGAUGAGGAAUUUGAUAAUGCGUUGUUUUAAUUUUAUGUUAGAUUUUUUUUUUUUUAAUUUUCAGAUUGUGAUAAAUAUGUAUGCUCUUCGAAGACACAUGCAUAAGUGGUUUGUUUUCUAAACAAAAAGUGGAAACCAUGAAUACAAAAGCACAAGGAAGCCUCCAGAAAUCUAUAUAAGUCACUGGGCGAUUGCUUUUAAUGUAAAAUUCAUACAAAACAUCACGGUAAGACUUUACAAUACAGUUGUUUUAGUAAACAUUAGUAAAUGCAUUAACUAACAUAAACAAUAUAGUUUUUCAGCAUGUAUUCAUUUUUGUUAAUGUUAAUACAACUGUUCAAGUUAGUUAAUUGUUAACAGUUACAAUGCUUGAAUUUAUAAAUGUAUUAGUAAAUGAUGAAAUUAACAUGAACUAAAAUUAAAUGCUAUUGAAACAUUGUUAAUUUAUGUUAGCUAAUGCAUUAACUAAUCGUAUUUUAAAGUGUUACCAAAACGAUAACAGCGAUUUUGAUGAAACAUAUCAUUUUAUAAGUUAUUUAGCUUUAUCAGCAGAGCUGAAUAAGGUUAACUAACUUCCCAGCCAUUUUCCACAGUUUGCCUUUCAUGAAUUUAUCUCUAUUGCAUCACCUCUGCAGUCUUACCAAAUGAUGUCUUGUAGAAAUUUUAUGGUGGAAAAGUUGGCUUGAAUUUUCCUGGAAGUGCUGCAUGCUUACGUAUUUAGGGUGUUACCUGCCUUUUUAAUAAUAAUUUAAUGACAAACCUUUUAAAUUGAAUCUGUAAAGUUUCACAUUGCGUUGGAAAGGUCUAUGGAAUCAUCAGGUUUGAACAGACACACCGCUGGUCCGUUUGACAUGUGGUCUGAGCUUUCAUUACAUGCCACAGGGAUAUUUCAUAAUCAUAACUCCUAAAAUAAUUUUUUGUUGAAUUGUUUUCAAAAAUGAAAUAGCCGUCUAGUAGCCACACUCUUAAAGUUAUUGCACUCUAAAGCAGUUGAGAUACAGUUUAUUUUCUGGUUAUGAGCUAACAGGACUCCACAGUUAUGAUCGGCUGUUAUUUCAUAUUUGAUGUUCAUUGUUUGUUGAAAGAGAUUGGAUGUAAUAAUGUGCCCUGUCUGUCUGUGGGCAUGAUAUCAAGCAUAUCGUACUCAGUUCUUGUGCCAAUGAGUGCCCUCUAAUUGAGAUGUAAGGACACUAUGUGUCUGUGGGGGAAUGUAUGAUGUUUAGGCCCAUCUUAAAUCUUUUGUUUUAUUGUAAAUGAACUGUAAUAAUCCAACUUCAAGAUUAAAUUCACUUCUGUAAGCCUUAAUGACCGUCAAUCACCACUUCAUUCAAAAAGUGGAACGUCGCUUAAACUUAUUUCCUCUUUGGUGCCCGUUUAGGGAAGGGGAUUUGGUACGCAUUUGGUUGUAUUUUGCAAAAGCAAUGAUUGUGAUGUCAUUUCAGUGCUGCCUCAGUUUUAAAUGAUUGAUUUUAAUUCCCUUGUCACUUGUUUUGUAAGCAUUUUCCUAAGAUUGUAUUAUAUUGAAUAUUUUAAAGGGAAUCUAAAGGGGUUCCUGAAUAAAGUAUUUACCUUUGA